UUGUCUUAAUUACCAACUAAUAUUGAAACUGGAUCUACAGAUGUGUCUGACUUCAGCCUCACAAAGUUUAGUGGACAAAGCAUUGAACUUCAAAGGAGAGGGUCUAUGUUCUAGUCCCUGUUUGCCACUAACUAGUUAGUGAUCACUUACUACCUAGUGAUAUGGCUUGGAAUUAUCAUCUCAGCUCUCUGGGUCUCCUUCCGCUGCCAUAACAUGAGGCAUUUGGUCUAGAAGAUCUGUGAUCUGAGUUCACAUUUUUAAACUCCUUAGUUACAUAUGAAGAGUACUCAUGAGAGUGACUUUUAAGAGUUAUGAGGCCUGGAAACUCUCAUUUAAUAAAUACCUACCAAACGUACAUGUUUUCCCAAUAUUAUCUCAUUUGCCCUGUCAAACUCUGUGUGGUAUUUUACAGUUGAAGAGACUGAGAUUUAGUAAAUCAGGUUAAGUAAUUUACCUACCGACACAGUAUGAGACAACAUGGAGGGUCAGAACAGAUUCAUCUGGCUUCAUAGCCUGGAUUUUUCUAGUUACCGUGUCGAACCCCUACCCCUUCCAGAUAUAAAACAGAGGGAGGAAGUGGCAUAUAUCAAAUACCUGUUGUGUGCCAGAAAUGACACAGUAUCUCAUUUAGUACCUGAAAUAACUUCGUAACGUAUUACUAUUUACUCCAGUUUUACAGAUGACUAAACUAAGGCAUGAAAGAUUAAAUCACUUACCAAGCAAUGCUUAGAUAGUGAGUAAAAGAGCUAAGACUUGAUCCCAGAUCUAUGUCUAAAAUGUGCUCCAGAAACCGAAAGAAAUGCGUUUUAUUUUCAUUUUAUUACCUGUUUUCUUCUGUAGCAAAUGUAUGUGUUCCUUUGACUUGUUAUUUGUGCCUACACUUGAGAAUACACGUACAUGAAAUGUGACCCAUCUUAGACAAGCGACAGAAUGAUUGAUAUGUCCCCAAUUGGAUUCAAGACUGCACAAAAGUUAAAUCAGUAUUCACCACUAAUAGAAUGUAAAUACUAGCAAAGCCCUGAUUUUCUCCUUAUAAAACUAUCUCUUGAAAUUAAUUUAACUUCGGCCAUUGCCACGGUUAUACAGAAAGUGAGAAGUCUGUAGGUAUUUGGCCUCUGUCUGACGUGGAUUUAGAAAUAAAGUCCUGUAGCUUGAAAUUAUUGCAAGACCCGGUUAAUACAGUCGAUUGUGGUAUGUGCUCACUCACAAGCUGUUUGUAGUUAAUAAAAAAAAAAAAAAGACUCCCUUUUCUUUCCCCCCAAUAUUGUUAUUUUUAAAUGUCAAGAAUCAGAUGUCUGCUGUUUAGAAUCUUGUACCGCUGCCAGUGACUGUAUCAGGGUUUGGAGCAGGGACAUGGAUUUGAAGACAUUAAAACUGUUUAAUUCUCAGUUGAGAUGUGGUUGGCUUUUAUACAUUUGGAAUAGAGCAUUUAUGGCACAUCUCCGGGUAAGUGCUAAUAGUUAAGUAAAUAAAAUAAGAAUGGGCUCAAAGGAAUAAAAGGAGUUUUUGUGGUUGUUUUGUUUUGCUUUAGAAAAGCAGGAUUCUUGGUUCUGUAUAUGCUUCUUUAUGUGAACGUUAAGUGUUGAGUGACUAGCAUAUAAAGCCAUUCAGAAGAGCAAGAUUUUAGAUUUCCAACUGUUAACCUGAAAAAAAAAAAAAAUCCCUUCAAUCAUGUAUUUUGCAUUCAUCCAGCAGCAGAAACAGGAAAAGGGAAACAAAACGCUCUCCCCGGUAGAAGUAGAGACACACAGAGAGAGAGGGAGAGAGAGAGCAAGACAGAGACGGAGAAAGAAAGCCACUCUCAGAGAUGAAAUUUUAGGAGAGAGAAAUGAUCGACCUUUUUAAGGCUGAGUGGGUUUCUUCAGUUUGUGUGCAAGUUUCAAGAAAUGGAAGGACUGACCAGGUUUGGGUUCCACAGGAUGAAUGGACAGGGUACACCCCUAGAGGUAAAGACGACGAAAUUCCGUGCCGAAGAAUGCGGAGCGGCAGCUACAUCAAGGCCAUGGGAGAUGAAGACAGUGGUGACUCUGACACAAGUCCCAAGCCUUCUCCCAAAGUUGCUGCGCGAAGAGAAAGCUAUCUCAAGGCUACUCAGCCAUCCCUUACAGAACUCACCACACUCAAGAUUUCCAAUGAACACUCCCCCAAACUCCAGAUCCGGAGUCACAGUUACCUGAGAGCAGUAAGUGAAGUCUCCAUCAAUCGAAGCCUGGACAGCCUUGACCCUGCCGGCCUGCUCACAUCACCAAAGUUCCGCUCUAGGAACGAGAGCUACAUGCGAGCCAUGAGCACCAUCAGCCAGGUGAGCGAGAUGGAAGUGAACGGGCAGUUCGAGUCCGUGUGUGAAUCCGUGUUCAGCGAGCUGGAGUCGCAGGCGGUGGAAGCCCUGGACCUGCCCAUGCCCGGCUGCUUCCGCAUGCGGAGCCACAGCUACGUGCGGGCCAUUGAGAAGGGCUGCUCCCAGGACGACGAGUGCGUGUCCCUGCGGUCCUCCUCCCCACCGCGCACCACCACCACCGUGAGGACCAUUCAGAGCAGCACCGUGUCAUCUUGCAUUACAACAUAUAAGAAGACACCACCUCCAGUCCCACCCAGAACUACCACGAAACCUUUCAUUUCUAUCACAGCCCAGAGUAGCACAGAGUCUGCCCAGGAUGCCUACAUGGAUGGACAGGGCCAGCGAGGAGAUAUUAUCAGCCAGUCUGGACUGAGCAACUCCACGGAGAGCCUGGACAGUAUGAAGGCUCUGACAGCCGCCAUCGAAGCUGCAAAUGCCCAGAUCCACGGCCCUGCAAGUCAACACAUGAGCAACAACCCUGCCACUGUCACUACCACGACCACCAUAGCCACUGUCACCACAGAGGACAGGAAGAAGGAUCACUUUAAGAAAAAUCGAUGCCUUUCCAUUGGGAUACAGGUGGAUGAUGCUGAAGAGCCUGACAAAACAGGGGAGAAUAAAGCACCCAGUAAGUUCCAGUCCGUAGGAGUGCAAGUAGAAGAAGAGAAGUGCUUCCGCAGGUUCACUCGAUCCAACAGCGUGACGACAGCCGUACAGGCCGACCUGGACUUCCACGAUAAUCUGGAAAACUCUCUGGAGUCUAUAGAGGACAAUUCGUGCCCCGGCCCAAUGGCCAGACAGUUCUCCCGGGACGCGAGCACCUCCACCGUCAGCAUCCAGGGCUCAGGAAACCACUACCACGCCUGCGCAGCCGACGACGACUUCGAUGCGGAUUUUGACCCUUCGAUUCUGCCUCCCCCGGAUCCCUGGAUUGACUCCAUCACCGAAGACCCCCUGGAGGCCGUCCAAAGGUCGGUGUGCCACCGGGACGGCCACUGGUUUCUGAAGCUCCUCCAAGCAGAGCGGGACCGCAUGGAAGGGUGGUGCCAGCAGAUGGAGCGAGAAGAGCGGGAAAACAACCUGCCGGAAGACAUUCUAGGGAAAAUCCGAACUGCAGUGGGCAGUGCCCAACUUCUCAUGGCCCAGAAAUUCUACCAGUUCAGAGAACUGUGUGAAGAAAACCUGAAUCCCAAUGCUCAUCCAAGGCCCACUUCCCAGGAUCUGGCGGGGUUCUGGGACAUGCUGCAGUUGUCCAUAGAAAAUAUUAGUAUGAAAUUUGAUGAACUUCAUCAGUUAAAGGCCAAUAAUUGGAAACAGAUGGAUCCUCUUGACAAGAAGGAGAGAAGGGCCCCUCCUCCAGUGCCAAAGAAGCCGGCGAAGGGCCCCGCGCCGCUGAUCCGGGAGCGCUCGCUGGAGAGCUCGCAGCGCCAGGAGGCCCGCAAGCGCCUGAUGGCCGCCAAGCGCGCCGCGUCCGUCCGCCAGAACUCGGCCACCGAGAGCGCCGAGAGCAUCGAGAUCUACAUCCCCGAGGCGCAGACCCGGCUCUGAGCGCCCCGCGCGCCCCGCCGCGCCGCCUCCGCGCUCCGUCCUCCCUCCGCCCCCUCCCCGCCCUCCGAGCCCGUCCGUCCCGGAGCUCAGUGACUUCCACUGUCGCGGUGUAGUUGUCGGUCUUGCAGGAGCCGCCCCCCUCCCCCCAGUAGCCCCAGCCGCCCGGACCGGUUUGCCCACGUUCUCCACCGAGCUUCGCCACCCGUACGGACGCGUCACCCACCUGCCUCAUCCGGAGAGCCGGCCUUUCUUUUCUCGGCAGAACCAAACCCACCUGUGUAGAAAUGGCCCCUUUAGGUCGCCCACCAUCCUCAGUUCUCCCAAGCUAGUCUGUCCCUAGAGCUCAGCAAUAUAAAACCAUAGGGUAUUUCAGAAAUCCAGUAGCACAGGGUGAGCCUUUGGGACUUAACCGUCUUCCACGUGAAGGAAACUAGGGCUCCGAUUCCCUUUAUUUCCCCUAAACGGUUAUUAUUUUGUCAAGCAGAUGGAGCACUUUAUUUCCAACCUCAGAAAUCACGCCAUCUCACCGGAAUCGAUGAGUGACAAUCCUAGAGGGGACGAAGUGGGGCUGGAUAUGUAGUGGGGAAGGGAGGAGCAAACUCUGCAGGUGCUGGGGCUUACCUGCUUCACUCACAGCUGCACAAACUGCCUCACUGUUACUCCAUCCAUCACUGCUUCAAAUGUUUCCAUCAGCAGAAGAUUGUAAAUUCGAUCUUUCAGGGAAAUUAAUCUAUUCUGAAAGGCAAUAAAAGGAAGAAAGGCAAGGAAGCACUGCUAGUUUAAGAUAUACUACGUAAGGGAUUUUUUUUUUUUGUCCUAUUAUUAAGAAAAUUUAGACCUGAAAUGUUUUAUCAACUUUUACUGUACUAUGUGUAUUAUAUUGUUGUGAUGGUGGGGGGUCUUUAAAGGGGAAAGCGUUGGUCCUCUUAACGUGUUAGUGUCCAUCCUGGGGGGCCUACCUACUACGCCUAUAAGUACACACCUGGUCAAGAAGUGCUGUAAGUGGCAGCGAGGGUGUUUUCGGAGAGAAGUUUGGAUUUUCCUGUCAUCCCUUUGAAUGCUACACAUCCAUCUGUUGUAACCCGGUAGUUUGUAAUGCAGACAUAUUUUCGCCUUUGGUCUUCUCUCCCUCCUACCCAGAGUCCUACCAGUCCCCAGCAUAAGGGUUUCGUCCUAUGUCAAACCGAUAAAAUAAAUUCUCUACCCAAGUAGACACGCGGCCUCGUUCCAAAGAGCUGCCCCUCAUCUUGAGGUCCCAGGUGGUGAGAGAAGAAAUUUGACCUCAGCAGUUCAGCAGUCACGAGGAAGGGGGGAAAGUCAUGAUUCAUAAGCACUGAAAGAAACCCAGGCUUUUGGCAGAGAAUGUGAAUUUACACUUUUAGUCCUGACGGAUGGGCAGUGUGCGCUAAGCAUCUAGCUGAAGUUAUCUUUAAACGCCCUUACUCGUAGCAGUUUAAACAUUUAGGAUGUGGUGAUCUUAAAGUAUCACUGACAUUUUAUGUCCAGCUCCCACUCUAAAGCAUUAGAAAUUACCCUUGAAAAAUGACAGACUAAAAACACACAUCAAAUAAGCUUGCACCAGAACUUUUUUAAAAAAAUAUACUCUCGUAGCCAGGUGCUAAUUUAUUUAUGAAAUUAAGAGAAGUGAUGGGUUCUGGCAACAACUAUUUUCAUGGUCACAUUCUAAAACCACUAGGGAAUUCGCUACCUCUCAGAGCCACUGAUGCUUUGAGCUAUCUUUAUAAACAGGGCACAAAUGUUUACUGCUGUGGUUUACAAGAAAAGGGCUACUAACCUAUUUAAAAACCAACCAACCAACUUUUAACUAGGGUGGACAAAGCACCUUGAGUGCUUUGCAAAAUUGGAGCUGACAGAGAUUUUGAACUUCAAGGGUUCGCUUGUUUUAAAAAGAAUACACCUUUUCUUCAGUUUGUAGCAGCAACGGAAGGUCACACAAAGUUUGCAGCCAGUAAGGCCAUCUGCCACCUUGGGUAGCCUAUAGUCCCAUUCAAUCCUGAAAAUGACUUGGAACUCAUAGAUUGACGUGAAGGAAGCGACAUCCAUCGGAAGACCCAUGUUCCCAACUACAGCUCCGUGCCCUGAGGUAGAGAGAAGAUUGGGAUUAAGAAAUCGAUUUCUAAUAUGACUCAAGAUCAUCCUACAGUAUUUUAUUUGGAAACCGGUUUAGCCCAGGAUAUUUUAAAGAGAGACAAGAGAAGGCCUAUUUAUCUUGUCUAUGUGAAUGGUAUUUGUAUAUUCAUAAGCUAUUUUUGGUAAGGAUUUUAAAUCUUUUAGCUGAAUGCCUACAGGCAUCAUGACCCUUGCCUUCCUUAAAACAAAUUGUACAAACACUUUAUAAAAAGCUAAUUAUUGAUCUUAAAACACGACCCCACAUAAAGCUGCUUGUUAACCAUUUGCCCCCUUAAGCUGACAUCCAUGAGCAUAACCUUUGUCACAUUGUUCUUUUUGAUGUAAUUUGUAGAUAUGUUUUUUAGUUCAUAAUGGAAAAUGUAUGUACCCUGAAAAAUUACUUAUUUUGUUUAACUUUGGUAUAAAGCUGUUUGGGCAUUUUCUUGGGGGGGGGGGGAACUACAAAAGAAGUUUGUCUCCCACAUCAAAAAACGUUCAAAGAAAUUAAGUAUUUAUUAUAUUUUUUGCAGAUGUUUCCAUACAAUUCACAUAACCUUUUUGUAAAGAGAGAUGAAGAAAUGGAUUAAAGAUUUUUAAUAUUUGAAAUGGUAAAUAGAACUAAUUUAUUUGUAAUAUAUUUCUGUUAUUUAUAGAUGUUUCCUUAAUGUUUUACUGUGCAUUACCACUUUAAUUUAAGCCUUAUCCUUGUGAAUUUACCAUUUCUUUUUUAAAACAUGUCUAGAUGCAUAUUUUAAAUAACUGGAAUGUAAAUCACUAGCAUAUCUGAAUUCCCAAUGUAAUUUUUAAAAAUUAUUUUGGUUUGGAAAAAAAAGAUUCAUUUGAAAGCCUUCAGAUGGAGGGGUCGGGAACAUUUUUAUGGCUUUAUGAAGUGGAAUUUCAUAGGCUUAUUUACCUAGAUUGUGUGUGGACAAAAAAAAAAAAACAAAAAACUGUAAAUAGAUGAAUGUUUCCCAUAAUGUAAAAAGAAGAAAUUAAUAAAAUAAUUAAUG
Panthera uncia (snow leopard) is the source of this 7026-nucleotide messenger RNA. RefSeq names its product DLG associated protein 1 (gene DLGAP1). Gene Ontology annotation, cellular component: postsynaptic specialization; glutamatergic synapse. Bases 1829 to 3886 code for a protein of 685 amino acids. Gene Ontology annotation, molecular function: molecular adaptor activity. NCBI's taxonomy places the organism in Eukaryota, Metazoa, Chordata, Mammalia, Carnivora, Felidae. The record is from RefSeq and is a predicted model, not a curated record. Gene Ontology annotation, biological process: signaling. The transcript has 10 exons.